Molecule: messenger RNA, 867 nt
Organism: Penicillium digitatum Pd1
Lineage: Eukaryota; Fungi; Ascomycota; Eurotiomycetes; Eurotiales; Aspergillaceae
Source: RefSeq, a predicted model, not a curated record
AUGGUUUUGUGGAAUCACCGAAGCCCUAGUCAACAGGCCACUCCAAUUUCAAGCUUUGUCUCGAUACUGAAAUAUCCAAAAGCACUUCCUAUCCACGAAAGACGCUGGCAGCUCAUUACUCGAGUUCUCGAUGCAGACGUGAUUAGAAGGAAUAUGGGCAUCUUCGUGCGCGCAAUGUUAAAGACAAAUUUCUUUACGUUCUCAGGGACAGGAUGUGAUUCAAUCCUUGUUUCUCCCGAGGUGAGAGUGGUGCUCGGUUUGGCUUCCCCUGUGACAACAAAUGCUUCCAGUUUGGCGCCAAGAUUCUACCUAACUACUGAAACAUUUCGUGCCACAGAUUAUGGGAAUCCAAGUAAUGCUCCUCGUGGAUUUCUCGGCACCGACCCACUGAACGACUUCUCCUAUAUUGAGAAUGUGAUCGCCAAGUACACAGCCAAGUACACCAAGCAGAGGAAGAAGGGAUUGAAGCCAAUGUCGCAACCCCCAAUGCCUACACAUAACAUGUCCCGGAGAUCCCAGGCUCCUUUCAAAACUGGGCACGUGUUUCUACCCGCCGAACUCAUCUUAAACAUCACAGAUUAUUUGGAAUACCACAAGGAUAUUCAAACUCUGCUUUCAGUUUUUCCGCAUUGGUACCCAAUGAUCCCGGAUAGUUGUUGGAAGCGUCGAUUCAUUGACUAUAACUGUCUAGAUGAUGACCAGUUCCCAGCAGUGGAUGCUCUGGACUGUCAACAUGUCUAUUUCAAUACUGACAGGUUGUUCCGACCUUCACUAGCAUGGGGGAGCAGGCAAUACAUCUUGAGUCAACUUGGGGAGGUAAAAGGCCGAUUCUUGCGGCAACUGAUGCGGAAUGAUUUUCACGAGUGA